Toxotes jaculatrix (banded archerfish) is the source of this 2255-nucleotide messenger RNA. It is a transcript of the gene tmco6, whose product is annotated as transmembrane and coiled-coil domains 6. The record is from RefSeq and is a predicted model, not a curated record. Lineage: Eukaryota; Metazoa; Chordata; Actinopteri; Toxotidae. Gene Ontology annotation, molecular function: protein binding. The transcript is spliced from 13 exons. Bases 137 to 1672 code for a protein of 511 amino acids.
CAGAGAAGCUCGGGCCAGGCACACAGAAGAAGACUGGAAACUACAAUGUUUGGUACUGCAGCUGCAGUGAUAACUUCCGCAAUGAAAUAAAAUAUCAAACGAGUUUAAUUUAAGCGGCUGAGCCAAGAAGCCUCUAAUGUGGAGGCUAAAUCGAGUUCGCCACAAAGCUGGCCGACAAGGCGACAGCUUGGAGGAGUUUAGGUUAAAGAGGAGGGAGCACGAAAAAGCACUGAGACAGGCCCGCAGAGACAGACAGCUGGUGAGCAAACGACUCCUGCUGAAUGAAGAUGAGGAGCAGCCAGAGGUCACGAUGGACACUACCUCAGGAGAACAGGUUGUGGUCAGUUUGUUCCACAGACUUCAACACAACGGGCCUGAGAGGGAGUCUCACCUGAGAGCCUUGAGUAAAGCUCUCCGUGACCCAUCAGCACAGCUCACCUUCAUCAAGCAGGAGAAUAGUAUGCACCUGCUGGUCGGGCUCCUCACUGGCUCUAAUGCUCAGUGCCGUCUGCAGGCAGUCCGGUGUCUUCAUGAGCUGUCUCACUCUCUCGACUCCAAAGUGGCCCCAGCCUGUCUGCCUGCCACCCCUUACCUGCUCACCUACCUGUCUGGCCAGAGCACCAAAUUCACUGAGCUGUGUCUCUACACGCUAGGUAAUUUAUGCCCAGACGGUGUUGUAAAAGAGAAGCUUCUGGCCCAGGGAAUCAUACCAGCUCUGGCCAACUGUAUAGAGAACCAGAGACAUAAUCUAGCGGUCGUGGAAGCCGUGGGGUUCACACUCUCUCAGCUUCUCCAGUCCAAAGAUGCAGCAGAGAACAUAAUCCCGAUGGUCCUGGCCUCCAGUUUACCUUCACACUUGUUAUCAGUCCUGACGCCAGACCCAACGUUCGGCCUGGCACCUGCUAUUGAGUGUGCGUGGUGUCUGCACUACCUGGUGUGCAGCAUUGAGGAUAACAGCCCCAUGACCCAACAGCUGUUGGCUCAUGGGGCCCUGUCCCAGUGCAGUUCUCUGUUGGUGUCACUAGGUGGUGCUGUCGCUGAAGGAAACAAAGAAGAAGGAAUGGAGCUGCUUGUCUGUCCUCUGCUGCGGUGCGUGGGAAACCUCCUGUCCUCCUGCCCAGUGGACAGCCUGAGUGCUCGAGUGGGCGACGUUAGACUUGUGGCUGCUCUGUGUGCACUUCUUCAGGCCUACUUUCACACACAACCUGCCUUGGCCAGGGAGAGUGCCUGGGUCCUCAACAACCUCACAGCUCACUCCAGUGCUUUCUGCUCUGCUCUGCUGACUCACAACUUGAUCCCUGGACUGAUCCAGCUUCUGCCUUUUUCUCAAGGCAUCAAUACAAUGAUCCUCAGGGUUCUAGCAAAUGUUGCUCACAAGAAAAAGGAGUUCUGUGUCCAGCUGGCCCAGCUUGGAUUGCUGCCUGCACUCUGUGCAACACUUAAAAUGGCCGACCAAGAAAUGGUGACUCUGAGUCUGGAGGUCCUCUUCAUGCUGGUAGUUAGCCAGCCUCAGGUGGUAGACGAGUUUGUAAGGCAAGGUGGAGUUUCACUCUUAGAAGCCAUUCAAUACAACAGUGAAGGAGAGAUGAGGCGAAGGGCAGCAUACCUCCUGGAGCACCACCUACUGUCAUAUUCAUCCGACUGCACGGUGGACGACAUCCCACGUUCCUGAGCGAAAGAGAAGGCAUCAAGUUCACACCUAUGGAGAACAGUGUGUCCCCAAACACAGAACAUUUUUAUGUGUGUAUGCUGACAGACAGAUGCUGGCUUUAUAUUUAAAGUUAGUUUUUUAAUAACUCUAAAUCAGAUGUAAUGUCAUGUUUACCAUUGGUUAUCGUUGGUAUUUUAACACCUAUAAAGAUGAAAUAAGAUGUAGCCUUUACAUGAAAUUGUAUUUAUAUUCAGAUUAGGUCUGACAUGUUUUUUUGUCUCUUACAUUUUGUGCCACCAUUGCUCGAGAAACUAAAGACUGAUUAUUUUUUUAUUUUUGCACAUUGAGGUCUCUCAUCUGACAGGAAAACAACCACUGUAUGUACAACUGUAGAGGAAUGAUUCAUAUGACAACUGACUGUAAAUAUCUAGAGUGAGGGAGAUGAAAAACACUUGAUUGUACAUUCAUCAAAUAGAUUAAUCAGCAUCAGCUUCACAACAGAGACAGUUGUUUUGUGAGUAAGAGUUUGUGUGUCUGCCUGCAUAGGUAGGGGCAGUCAUAAUGUUUUGGCUCAUCAGAGUGUAAUAAGAAAGGCCCAACUUUC